Messenger RNA from Corticium candelabrum, 2446 nucleotides. Its product is annotated as muskelin-like. Lineage: Eukaryota; Metazoa; Porifera; Homoscleromorpha; Homosclerophorida; Plakinidae. The transcript has 21 exons. Gene Ontology annotation, cellular component: cytoplasm. The record is from RefSeq and is a predicted model, not a curated record. Gene Ontology annotation, molecular function: protein binding. Bases 73 to 2337 code for a protein of 754 amino acids.
GUUUCUUCGUGGUUUGAAUUCUGAGUGUCUUCUGCACUUGAUUUUUGCUGCAAAUUGUGGAGCCGCUUACCGAUGUCAUAUCCUCAAACAAGGAGCUCGCUCUGCGUGCGACGUCGAGGUUUUCGAGUUUUGCCGACGGUUUCCACGCAAACGGGCUGCAACGGCCAGUGGAGAGACAGCUCGUUGUCGAAACAGAAGUUGACUUACAGCGUGAAGUCCUAUUCUAGCUUCUCACAGACGUACAAGCCAAGCAACGUAUUGGAUAACAAACCGUCGGACCAAGGGUCGAGAUGGUCUUCAGAGAGCAACCAUCCUCCACAAUUUUUGACAUUGAAGUUGGACAAAACCAGCAUAGUGUCUUCAAUCACGUUUGGCAAGCACGAGAAAGCUCACGUAUGCAACUUGAAGAAAUUCCAAGUGUUUGGUGGUUUGGAUGAGGAGCAUAUGAGCGAGCUGUACUGUGGAGGUCUUCUCAAUAAUCACUCUCCAGAAACAUUUCAGCUGCGACACACCACACAUGGUCAUCAAUUCCCAUGCAACUACAUUAAAAUUGUGCCGUUGUUGGCUUGGGGACCAAGCUUCAAUUUUAGUAUUUGGUACAUUGAACUUCAUGGCCAUGACGAAGAAGCUAUUGUGCAACCUGUUCUCAAGUGGUUCAGCGAUUUUAGACAAAGGCAAGCAAUGCGGCUGUGUCUGAAGCACCUUCGUCAGCACGGCUACAUGGAUGAGUUUGAACGUCUUCAAAAGAAAUCUUGCAUUCAACUUGAAGAACAACCCAUUACCGAACUAUAUCAGGUGCUGGUUGUGUCUGACGAUUUUGUAGCUGCCGAGAGAAUUUUAGAACAAGGUGCCAAAGAUGGCCUAUUUUCCAACCAUGUUGCAGAGCAGUCAAUAACAGCUGAGUGGAAGGCACUGAAAACUAAUUGUUCUGGAAAAUAUGCUUGGCCUGGUAUUCGAGGUGGUCAUCAGAUGGUCAUUGAUUCAGAUACUCAGAUGGUGUAUUUGUUUGGUGGCUGGGAUGGGACAAAGGAUUUAGCUGAUCUAUGGUGUUAUAAUAUUCUUGCAGCUCAGUGGACCUGCUUGUCUGUGAACAGUGAGCUCCAAGGGGGUCCAUCAGCACGCUCUUGCCACAAGAUGUGCAUUGACUGUGUCAAUAAAAGAAUAUAUACAUUGGGCCGUUUCAUCGACUCCCAGGCUCGGCAGGCAGCAGGAAAUAACUUGAGGAAUGAUUUUUAUUGCUAUGACAUCACAGCCAACACAUGGAAUCAGUUGAGCGAAGACACUACAAUGGACGGUGGUCCUCGACUGUUGUUUGAUCAUCAGAUGUGUAUGGAUACCAGAACUGAAACAUUAUAUGUUUUUGGUGGACGUAUCUUACUAUUGCCUGACAAAGAUAACUCAAACUAUGCCAGAAAUGUACAUGAUGUUUGCAGUGGUUUGUUCUCCUAUCACUGUUCUUCUAAUACUUGGAAACAAUUACAUUCGAGAAUCCCACUACUACGUCUUGGCCAUGUUAUGUUGUUCCAUGAGCAAACGAGAAAUUUGUAUAUACUUGGUGGUCAGGGUAGGGAUAAUACUGAGCCCAUCACCGACAUUAUUGUCUACAAUGUGGACACGGAGAGAGUAGAUGUUGUACUGGAAGAUGAACAAGUAAACGUACCACAAGGUGGCUACAUGCAAAGGGCAACGAUAGACUGUGAACUGAAUGAAAUUUAUGUCUUCAAGGGUCAAAAUCGUUAUGUGGAAGAGGGCCACUUAAACAAUUCGUUUUGGGUUUAUGACACGGAGACACGCAAGUGGGCACCUCUGUACAAGAGUAGUGGUGACCAGAGGCUGUCGGCUGAUCCAGUAGAACCAUGUCCUCGAUAUGCUCAUCAGCUAGUGUACGAUCACAUCAGAAAGGUGCAUUACUUGUUUGCGGGAAAUCGAGGUCGAGCUGGUGGACACAAGAUGCGUUUAGAUGAUUUCUGGAUGUUGCAGCUUAAGAGAUUGUCUGUCAAUGACAUUGUUCAAGGCUGCAAAUACAUGAUUAGGAAACAGAGGUUUACAGAACUGUCAAGAUCUGAUCCUAUCGAGGCUUUAACAUAUUUGCAAAAGGAUCUUGCUGAAAUAGUCAAUCAUGAUAACCCAGAUGAGAGAGAAGAGUUUCAGGCCUUGGUUUCCAUUUUAUUCAAGCAAUCGCCACAGUUGGCUAAUGGGGAAGCAUCAUCUCUAAAAGGCAUUGCAUCUUCUGAUUUGCGUGCUGAAAGGAUUCAGUUGUUUGAUCAGCUAACUGUCUUCUUUCCGACUGCGAUGACUCAACCAAAGGAAGACUUGGUUGACUUGAUUGGAUUUUAGCUAAUGAAACAAGUUUGUAAGUUUUAAUUAAAUUGUUUCCUUGUUGUUGUGCAGAUGCAUUUUGCGUGCAGUAGAACAAACAUAUAAAUAUUUAUAAAUUACGUGAAAA